AUGUCCCAAACCUAUAAUGUUCCAGUCCAACAACAAGGACAGCCCCAAUAUCAGCAGAAUCCUUAUGACCAAGGCCCACCAUCAGGACCACCUCCAGGACCUAAUGGUCAAAACUAUGAUUAUGAAUCAAUGGAAGAAGGAAAACCAAUGAAUAGUGAUAAUUUCGAUGAGGCUUUCAAAGUGACCAAACCAAAAUUCAAUGACUGGCCCUUUACUAUCUUCUUCUUAUUAGUGGUAGCUGGGUUUGUUGCCGUAGGAGGUAUCACAUUGAAUGCCUUGAGAGAAACUUUCGAUUUCCAAGGUGGAGGUAUUUAUAAUAGUGGUAAUAGUUUCGCUAUGAACACCAAUACCAUUAUUUUAUUUGCUUUCAUCAUUGUAUUGGCAUUGGUAUUGGCAGCUUGUGUAAUUAUAUUUGCUAGGUUAGCACCUAAAUUCUUCAUUACUUCAGGUUUGAUCUUAAAUGUGGUAUUUGGAAUAGCUACUGCCAUUUAUUACUUAGCUAUGAAAUAUUAUUCUGCUGGGAUUGUUUUCUUAGUAUUUACUGCCAUUACUGGGUUCAUGUAUUGGAGAGCUAGACAUAGAAUUCCUUUCAGUGCUGCAGUAUUAACCAUUGUAAUUGAUGUGAUGAAACGUUAUCCUUCAACAUUAAUUACUUCAUUCUUUGGUCUUAUCAUUGGGUCAGGAUUCUCAGUAUUAUUCUCCGUAGUCAUUGUAGGUACUUACGUUAAAUAUGAUCCUAAUUCCAAUAACGAAGGAUGUUCCGUUGGAGGAGGAAGCUGUUCUCAAGGUAAAUUGAUUGGAUUAUUAGUGUUUGUAUUCUUUGCUGGUUAUUAUAUCUCAGAAGUUAUCAGAAAUGUUAUCCAUGUCGUCAUCUCAGGAGUUUAUGGUACCUGGUACUAUUUAUCAGGGUCAGACCAAGGUGAACCCAAACAUCCAGCUUUAGGUUCAUUAAAAAGAGCUUUAACUUACUGUUUUGGAUCAAUUUGUUUCGGUUCUUUAAUCGUUUCUUUAAUCCAAUUAUUAAAAGGGUUCUUACAAAUGUUAAGACAAAAUGCUUUUGGUGAUGGUGAUUAUAUGUUAGGAUGUUUAUUCUUAGUCAUUGAAUUCAUCGUCGGUUUCAUUGAAUGGUUAGUUCAAUAUUUCAACCAUUAUGCUUAUUGUUACGUUGCGUUAUACGGUAAAUCUUAUGUUAGAUCAGCCAAAGAUACUUUUGAUUUAUUGAGAUUCAAAGGUAUGGACGCUUUAGUUAAUGAUUGUUUCAUCAGUACUUCCUUAAACUUAUACUCCAUGUUUGUUGGUUAUAUCGUUGCUUUAUUAUCCUACUUAUACUUAAGAUACACUAAACCAGGGUAUAACGAUGAUGGAUCAUUCUAUGCUCCAGUGAUUGCUUUUGCUUUCUUGAUCUCAGGUCAAAUCACUAGAAUUGCUUUGGUAGUUAUUGAUUCUGGAGUUUCUACCUUCUUUGUAGCUUUAGCUAAAGAUCCAGAAGUUUUCCAAAUGACAAACAGAGAUAAAUUCGAUGAAAUCUUUAGAAGUUAUCCUCAAGUGUUACAAAAGAUCACCUCUGAUCAUUAG
Molecule: messenger RNA, 1575 nt
Organism: Yamadazyma jaroonii
Lineage: Eukaryota; Fungi; Ascomycota; Pichiomycetes; Serinales; Debaryomycetaceae
Source: the annotation of a GenBank genome assembly